GGAAGGAAAACAAAAUGACCUGCUUUCAAACAGCAUGGUGGUUCCCAGGACUGUGUCAUGCUGGUUAUAGAAAAACACUAAGUUGAGUUUUUAUUUUUAAGUUAAUCACAGUUUAUCCAGGCAGACCAUGGGUUUGUUUUAACCUGUGAAGACACCGUUAAGUGAGGAUUACACCAUGUUGGCAUCAGCGGUUGUCAGCAUGACAGCAGCCUCCAGAGGGAAGGUCAGGUCUCUGGUCUCCCUGAGCAGGAGACUAGCCACCAACCAGCGCGGCUCCCCGGACACACCUCCCCAUCCUCCGCCCGAAACCUCCGCUCUUCUCCCGGACAUCGAGCCAGACGCGGCGGAGGAACGGAUCACGAGGCGCCGAAAGGACCCCAGGGGCUGCUCCGUGCUCCUCUUCCCCGGGCAGGGCAGCCAGUUUGUGGGCAUGGGGAGAGGACUGUUAAAGUACCCUAACGUUAAAGAGAUGUUCACGGUCGCCCAGAAGAUCCUCGGGUACGACCUGCUGUCUCUGUGCCUGGAGGGACCCGAGGAGGAGCUGAUGAAGACGGUCCACUGUCAGCCGGCGGUGUUUGUCACCUCCCUGGCUGCGGUGGAGAGGCUCAGCCACGAAAACCCACAGGUCAUUGAGAUGUGUGUUGCUGCUGCAGGUUUCAGUGUUGGAGAAUUUGCAGCUCUGGUCUUUUCUGGUGCCAUGGACUUUGCAGAAGCUCUGUAUGCAGUGAAGGUGCGAGCAGAGGCCAUGCAGAAAGCAUCAGAGCUGGUUCCCAGUGGGAUGAUAUCAGUCGUCGGUGGACAUGAGACUAACUAUAAAUAUGCUUGUCUACAAGCUAAAGAGCACUGCAAGAGCCUGGGGAUUGAGGAGCCAGUGUGCUCUGUGGCCAACUAUCUGUUCCCUGACGGCAGGGUCAUCGCAGGUCAUCGACAGGCUCUGGAUUUCCUCCAGAAGAACUCAAGACGUUUUGAUUUCAUUAGGACCCAACCUCUGCCAGUCAGCGGAGCUUUUCACACUGAGCUGAUGGUGUCGGCUAUUGAACCCCUCAGAGAUGUUCUCAGACAGGUGGAGGUGCGGCGUCCUGACAUCAACGUGCACUCCAACGUUGACGGCAAGCGCUACAUGAACGAGAGACACGUGCGCAGACAGCUGGUGAAGCAGCUGGUGUCGCCCGUGAAGUGGGAGCAAACCAUGCACGAGGUCUACGAGCGGAUGCAGGGAGAGAAUUUCCCCCACACCUACGAGGUCGGCCCGGGAAAGCAGCUGGGCGUCAUGCUUCAGAGGUGCAACAGGAAGGCCUUCAAAACGUACACACAUGUGCAAGUCACAACUUCUGAGGCCUGAUAACACAGAGUCGUGCAGUCAGGAGGAGGGAAAGAAGGCCUCAGUGCUUAUUUUGUCUCAGACAUCCUGACCAGCAAAACCAGUUAAACCUGUCAGCAGCCAGCUCCUGCGGUUGCUUCUCCAGGUCUUGUUUGUGUAUUAAUGUGUAAUUAAAUAAAUGUUUUUUUCUAAUUAAUGACACAGCAA
Molecule: messenger RNA, 1528 nt
Organism: Lates calcarifer (barramundi perch)
Lineage: Eukaryota; Metazoa; Chordata; Actinopteri; Centropomidae
Gene: mcat
Product: malonyl CoA:ACP acyltransferase (mitochondrial)
Exons: 5
Coding region: 176-1342 (388 amino acids)
Molecular function (GO): transferase activity
Source: RefSeq, a predicted model, not a curated record